Anopheles arabiensis is the source of this 951-nucleotide messenger RNA. RefSeq names its product DEAD-box ATP-dependent RNA helicase 9-like. Lineage: Eukaryota; Metazoa; Arthropoda; Insecta; Diptera; Culicidae. The transcript has 3 exons. The record is from RefSeq and is a predicted model, not a curated record. The coding region runs from base 23 to 583 and encodes 186 amino acids.
GUUGCAGUUUAAGUGGCGCAAGAUGAGGACGCUUUACACGAUCUACUUCCUGCUGGCGGCGUCGUUCUUUGCCGGCAUUGUGAUAGCGGGAGUGUUGCAGCUCAGCAAAGACCAGCAGCAGGCGAAGCUGGAAGCGUCAGCCGAGGUGGCGGUGCGCAGCAAACGGGAGCUGCUGCGUGUUCUUGGUGGCGGUUUUGGUGGAGCUUCCGGCGCGAAUGCUGCCUCGAACGCGCUCAGUCAAAACGUGGGUGGAUUUGGCUUUUCCAGCUCGAACGCGAACGCAAACGCCUUCAACCAGCAGUUCGGACUCGGCGGGUUCGGUUCGUCCGCCGCCAACGCACAGGCCCAAUCGUUCCAGAGCGACGGACCGUUCGGAUCGUUCGGUGCAUCGGCCGCCAAUUCCGCCAGCCAGGGCUUCAGUGCUGGGCCGGGUGGGCUGGCCGGUUCGGCCGGUUUCUCCGGCAGCCAGACGUACAAUCUGCUCGGCGGCCGCAAGAUCUCGAUCGCCUAUUCGAACGGAUUUUCCCUCGCCAACGGGGGGCGGCCUACGGGAUCGAAUGGGUUCAGUAUUACGCAGAGCUGAGACUAAUGUUCCUCCAGAGCCAGAAAAAAGAAACAAAUACUCCCUCAUAGCAAAAAGAAUCCCGUCCUACGAACGAAAAUUGUACGUAAAUGGUUAGAGAAGGUUAUACAUAGUUGAGUGGAUAGGUGCAGCAUAAUGUUAACUAUUUAUUGUACCCUUAAAGCACUACUUAUAACGUACCAUACAACUAAAAGUUCACAAAAACACACACUGCAAUGCAACAAUAGUGAAACAUGUAUUUACAAAACAUGUGUGUGCUUCCCGGGAAGCUCAACGUACUCAGUGACUUAGUCAUAGAGGUGAUCGUACCAUUUUGCCUUUAUUUAGCAACAAAUAAAGUAAAAAAAACCCCUUUGUCUUAUCGCUCA